This is a messenger RNA of Thunnus maccoyii (southern bluefin tuna), 949 nucleotides long. RefSeq lists its product as uncharacterized. The transcript is spliced from 5 exons. The coding region runs from base 183 to 932 and encodes 249 amino acids. The record is from RefSeq and is a predicted model, not a curated record. Lineage: Eukaryota; Metazoa; Chordata; Actinopteri; Scombriformes; Scombridae. Gene Ontology annotation, cellular component: external side of plasma membrane. Gene Ontology annotation, biological process: negative regulation of T cell proliferation; immune response; cell surface receptor signaling pathway.
GAAAGUGAAAGUAAGUCGACCGAGUGGAAAAAACCGAAGUCGUUAGUCAAAUAUUUCCUCCCAGACGGGCGACACGGCUACUUCAUAGAGGAGCGUGUGCGGAUUCACUAUUGGGUCACUGGGACCAUGACUGAGUCUAUCAUCUUCUUUUAAAUGAGUCAUAUCCAAGUGCACCCAGGUGAAUGAACAUGGCCUCCGUUGGUAUCCUCUUCUUGUUUUUCAUCGUUAUCAGAGCACAAAGUGAAGGAAAAGCUUUUGUAGAAGUGGAAUGCAAGACUGGAAACGUGGGACAGUAUGGCCAGCAGUCAAUGCUGGACUGUGUUGUCACAACCGCAGAAGAAGUAAAAGACCCAAAAAUCCUGGCGGUCACUUGGAAGAAAAAGGGAUCUGAGGAUAACUCAGAUAAAACCUUACUGGUUUUUCACAAAGGGAAAACUACAUUGCAGCCUGGCUAUAGGUUUGCUGAAUCAUCCUGGAACAACAGGAAUAUGAACAUAUCCCUGCUCAUCACCAACACUAUGAUGGUGGACAGAGGAGAUUAUACAUGCUCGGUGUUUACAGACAGCGGUGAUGAUAUCACAGAGACCAGCCUCGGAGUCACAGCCAAAUACAACAAACCAACAAUACGCUCGAUCCCUGAGAAGAUUACUGGAAGAGAAGAUGUCACCUUGAUCUGUAGCUCUGUUGGUGGAUACCCAAAAGGUGAACUUCGCUGGUUUGAUGAGCACAACAAGGAUUGGCCAGCAAGCAGUAAAAUGGAGGCAGAGCUGACAAACGAUGGUCUGUUUAAACUGUCUAGCAAGCUGUCUUUGCUGAAAAAUUCCAUUUUCUCCAAGUACACCUGCGUAGUGUUCAACUCCAGUGGCGGCAAAGAGGAUGAGGUCACAUUGGAAAUGCCAGACACAGCAACAUCUGAAGGUAUUUGUUGUUGAACACCACACUUGAUAUC